Molecule: messenger RNA, 338 nt
Organism: Euleptes europaea (tarantolino)
Lineage: Eukaryota; Metazoa; Chordata; Lepidosauria; Squamata; Sphaerodactylidae
Gene: PSENEN
Product: presenilin enhancer, gamma-secretase subunit
Exons: 3
Coding region: 4-309 (101 amino acids)
Biological process (GO): Notch receptor processing
Cellular component (GO): gamma-secretase complex
Source: RefSeq, a predicted model, not a curated record
ACCAUGAACCUGGAGCGAGUUUCCAACGAGGAGAAGCUCAAUCUCUGCAGGAAAUACUACUUAGGCGGCUUUGCUCUGCUCCCUUUCCUGUGGCUGGUGAACGUCUUCUGGUUUUUCCGAGAGGCCUUUCUGGCGCCAGCGUACACUGAGCAGCUGCAGAUCAAACGCUAUGUCCAGCGUUCGGCCGUGGGUCUCCUUUUCUGGGUGAUCGUGCUCACCGUGUGGAUCAGCAUCUACCAGACGCACCGGGCCCAGUGGGGCGAGAUGGGCGACUACCUCUCCUUCACCAUCCCCCUGGGUACCCCCUGAGGAACCUCUUCCCUCGCUGGUCGCCAGCG